Messenger RNA from Acanthamoeba castellanii str. Neff, 1158 nucleotides. RefSeq names its product RNA methyltransferase protein. Lineage: Eukaryota; Discosea; Longamoebia; Acanthamoebidae. Gene Ontology annotation, molecular function: rRNA (uridine-N3-)-methyltransferase activity. The transcript has 4 exons. Bases 1 to 1158 code for a protein of 385 amino acids. The record is from RefSeq and is a predicted model, not a curated record. Gene Ontology annotation, biological process: rRNA base methylation.
AUGAAGAGCGCCGUAGGCAGCAGCGGGGUGGGGCGGGUGUGGGUGGGGCGCCUGCCGGCUGUGGGCCAGCUGGUGGUGGUGACGCGCGAGGCAACAGCCACCACUGCGGCGGUGGCGGCAGAGGCAGGGGGCGGAGGGGCGCCACUGGUGGUGGGCGGACGAGAGGGGCGGCACCUGCUGGUGCGGCGACCACGUCCCGGCGAGGCCGUGCAGCUCUUCGACGGGCGGGGCGCCCUCGCCACCGCCACCGUCGUGCAGGCCUCGCGCCACCAGGCCACCCUGCGCCACUCUGACGGCGAAGACGAUGACAAUUACGGUGAUGACGAGGAGAAGGAGCUCGAGUCGCUACGCGCUGCUACUCGCGGCGAGGAGUACAACAACGGGACCGAAGGAGAAGGCCCACAACAAGGCGACAAGGAGGAGAAGGAGAAGGAGAAGGAGGAGGGGCAAGGGCAAGGGCAACGGCGGCUGACGGUGGCGGUGGCGAUGCCCAAGGGAAGCCGAGCGGACUGGGUGGUGGAGAAGCUGACGGAGGUGGGCGCCCACCGCGUGCAGCCCCUCCUCGCCACCAAGUCCGUCCUCCUGCCCGGCGAUGGCCGCCUCCAGCGGUGGCGCCAGAUGGCCCUGGAGUCGAGCAAGCAGAGUCUGCGAUUACACAUUCCCGAGAUCGCACCCCCCGUGUCCGUGGCACAGUUCAUGCGCGAUCUCGACCAUCAGGGCGGAGGGUUGGCCAACACGACGCUGCUGUGGGGCUGCAUGCCGGGGGACCUGGCCGCUCCUCCCGCGCCCCUCUUUUCCUUCCUCGCCACCCACAAGCCCGCCCAGGUGCACCUUCCAGAGCUCUCUGUCCACGCCCUUCCGGUCUUGGGGGCACUGACGCGUGCAUGGCUUCGGUGGCGCGACGGCCUUGAUGGCGAUGGCGAUGGCGAUGGCGAUGGCGAUGGCGAUGGCGAUGGCGAUGGCGAUGGCGAUGGCGAUGGCGAUGGCGUGCAGGAGGUGGUGCUGUUGGUGGGGCCGGAGGGGGACUUCACGAACGCGGAGAAGGAGCUGCUGCGCAAGGCGGGCGCGUUCGGGGUGUCCCUCGGCCCCAAUCGCCUGCGCGUCGAAACGGCGGCCCUCGUGCUCGCCACCGCCACCUCACUCGCUUGGUUCCACUAG